Pyricularia grisea is the source of this 3549-nucleotide messenger RNA. RefSeq lists its product as uncharacterized. NCBI's taxonomy places the organism in Eukaryota, Fungi, Ascomycota, Sordariomycetes, Magnaporthales, Pyriculariaceae. The transcript has 6 exons. The coding region runs from base 1 to 3549 and encodes 1182 amino acids. The record is from RefSeq and is a predicted model, not a curated record.
AUGGCGGCGAACAGGAAGGGUGCCGCCGAGCUCUUCCGUCAAAUCCAAACAGACCCCCGUGCUCCGACUGAAACACUCGAGGAGGCAGAUCGGCGAGACCCUGCUGAUCCGAAAUGGGGCCAUACUCCAGAUAACCGGCUUGAUGACCAGCAGUGGAACGCCCGGUUUGGCUCGCUGUUGAGUUGGGACACGGUCGAGUCCCUGAUCCAGAGAAGAGGUGCCACACGUGUCCAGUACCAUGGCCACUUCUCGGAGAACAAGGGCCAAUGGCUGCUUCCCGAGCCCCGAAAACGCAAUAUCGCCGGACGAGUAGACCACUACGAGUAUGUUCCUAUGUGGACCGACCCCGACUACGAGUCCGAGGAGCGCAAAGCCGCGCGGGCCACUGCCAGCUUCGUCGGUAGACAGGUUCCAGGCAAAGGCGACAGGCCUCAGUCGGUCGGACCGACACAGUUCGCUAAAAAGUACGGAGUCUACCCUGGGCGUGACGACGGCCGGUCUUUGCUGUCGCCCGUAGACCCGACAGUCAAACUCGACAACGACAAGACCUUUUGGUUCAAAAGGUCAUGGCAACGGGAGGUCGACAAGGAAGCUCUUGUGUUUGUGAGGCAGUAUAUUUUCGAGCCCCAAAGGAACCCAGCAAACAUCCUGCCCGGCGAUAACAGGGAGUUUCGCAUUUUUCUCGAGGCCAACAGCCAGACCGUUGCUCCCAGUGUUACAAACGGUAAAAUACCUGGAGCCUGUCCGCCGGAGCUGUUCAAGGCUUGCCUCGAGUUCCAUAACAACUUGAAAGACAAGAAUGGCCCCAGGGAGUAUCAACGUUAUAUGUUUGGCGGAUUUGAAACUGAUGAGGAUUUUAUUGACUUGAAGCUCAUCGAAAAUGGUCUGUUCGAUUUCAACAACGACGUAAGCGCAAAUCUUGUACAACCGGAACUUCAUCAUCUAAUUCAGCGUGAGAAAUGGCAAAACAUUCAUCCUAUCGCCGCCCCUCGAGAUCAACCUCGUCAAUUCUGGAGAUUUCUCGACAAGGAUGAGACUGUCAAUCUGGGAGAAUGGACAGCCUCCGACGACAGAGUUUGGAAUGCUCUGUCGCCCGCGCUCCAACUGCUCACACAUAUAUUGAUCGUCGACCCUCCGGCCUUGAAGGGCUUGCGCAACUUGUACACCAGGUUCCAAAUCGAUCCACAACGGGAUCCUUGGAAUGCGGUCUUGAAGACUCAAAUUCAACCGUCCGGUUUCCAGGGCCGGGUGGGCUGGGAAGCGGUCCCCAACGAUGACAGGUCCAGAUUCGAGGGUCUGGCAGCCCUGCACGCGGCCGGUGUCGAUCUCACCACAGGCGUCGAGGCAAUAAUGAGACAUUGUCUGAGGAUCAGUAUCGGGUCAUGCCACCGUGGGAAAAAAGUGCCUCCGCAUCAAAGAGAGCCUGCGCAUGGUAAUACUUAUAUCCACGAGAACGGACCAUCCAUCAACGACACCGAAAUUCGAAUCGUCAUUGGAGCGGAGCUUUUGUGGCCGUUACUUUCUCCAGAUACGACGGAGUCGGAGAAGAUCAGUUGCUCUUUUGGAGUGGCGUGCGCUCUUCUUCACGAAUUUGCGCAUGCAACUGAGUUAGCAUGCUCUUUGCUUCCCAAGAAUCCGGGCGCCAUCCCGGGCUUGUUGCCGGCACAAGCCGCUCAAUUGGCAGCUCUAGGUGACACUGUGUUCGGCGAAAAACUGCAGCCCAUAGCUGGCUGGACCAAGGAUGACUUCAGCCAGCCUUUCUUCGAGGAUGAGGCCGUUGCAGAACCUGGACAUGCCAUUAUUAAUGACACUUUUGGAGGAAUCGUCAACAGACUGCAGCCGUACUUGAGCGCUCCAAUGCCUGAGUCCUUGAACCUGGCGAUUACAGACUUGGUUAGGGAGCAAUGGCCCCCCGCACUAUCUCGCCCUUGGUUGAGAAGCUCAGAAUUCAACCCGAUUUUGCUGUCAAACCCUCAGCUGCCGUUUGCUGAUAUGCACACUGCCCUGCCAUUCAAAUCCUACCUGAAGUAUUUUCAAAGUUCCUUCUGGGAGCGGGAAUGGAUGGCCUUUGGAUACGAAGCAUUGAAACUCUACAGCGACGGAGACUUGAAAGCAAGGGGCUCGGGGGCCCCAAAGGCCACUGUGGACCCUGUGUCGGUGCCAGAGGCUUUGCUUCAAAACACUUUCGGCGUACACAGAGGCACUUUCAUUCAUAAUGCUUUGGCCAUCCUGGACAAGUUCGGCUACCGCGAUCUGACCCAGCAUCUCAAGGUCCUAUUGAGGAUCCGACUCUGCCAAGAGUACACAAAACGUCGCUGGCACGUCGAGCGCAGAACGUGGCCCCAGAUGCGCAAAGAGAUGGAUGACUUGACAAAACAGCUUCAGAAAACAGGUGCCGAGUUCCUUGCUAUGUUUGAUAUAGCUCGGGGCAGCGACGGAGCCGUGGAGACUUGGCACCAGGGCGAGGUGGCUGCAGGCGAACUCGACAACCGUGACUUUCCUUCUCCCAGAAAAUGGGCCGAAGUGUACUGCCGAAAACCAUUCAGCGGUGUGCUUCUCAAUUUGCGAAAAUUGGAACGCCUCUGCCUCACUCGUCUAUGCUAUUUCCAGUACCUGGCCCGCGAGUAUAUCACGCUAGGGCUAGUGCAUCGGUCGGCACUGGAUGACAGGCACAGCGUCCAGCUCCUCAAAGAGAUUAAUGCCGGCAUCAUACAUGUAUGCAGGUCAGCAAAACUCGCCGGCGCCGCCCUCGUCGCACACAUCAAGGCCCAGGAUCCCAUGAGCGGCAUCUCUGUCGACGAUCUCGAGGCCCGCUUGCAGCGGAUCGAGACCCUGACGCAACUCCUACUAAGGACUAGAGACGUCUUCACAACCAAGCAUGACCCGCAAAGGGUAUCAAAACAGUGGCCCAUUUAUGCCACGGCCGCCAUGUGGCCAAACACAGCCCUCGAUUUCUCCCGCAUGGCGGCUGUCACUGAUUGCGAGCGGCUUACGGAUCCUUAUCUCAUCCUCAUCGUCCAGGAGCUCCGCAGUCUGAUUGGUAGCCAGACUGGGCUCGGGUUGAGCAUUCUGCACACGCACGGAUUGAGGGUAGCCCAGAAAGCGUUGCAGGAGGGGAAGCUGCUUCUCACUAACACCGGCGAAGACCUGGAAAUGCCCAGCCCGACCGACGAGGACGCCGAGAUCCCAGACCCGGACGCUGCAGACUCGGCUGGUCAGAGGUCCGCUUCAGCCACCACCACUACCGACGCGGCUGCGACUGGUUCCGAUUCGACUUCUACCAGCACGCUCAACCCGACUGCACCGGUCUUCUCUACAAUUGCGGCGACUUUCAAUCCCAUCUUGCAGGCCGUCGACCCCUUUGUGCAAGCCGUCAACCCCUUUGCGAAUUACUUUGGCCCCGGGGGAGCUGGUUAUGGUGCACCUCCUGCAGCAGAUCCUAUGGACUUGGAUGAGGAAUGGCUUGAUCCUGCUUACAUCCCUGACGAACACCCCUCUCCAGAACCAGAAGUUGUGGAUCUUGACAAUAGAAAUUCUCGCAAGGAUUAA